Molecule: messenger RNA, 2228 nt
Organism: Pelodiscus sinensis (Chinese soft-shelled turtle)
Lineage: Eukaryota; Metazoa; Chordata; Testudines; Trionychidae
Source: RefSeq, a predicted model, not a curated record
UCAACCAGAUCAGAGUGCCCUCUUGUGAAACUGUCACUGUCAGACUCAAAAUGCAAUGAAAUUGCUAGGGCUCUAAUACUUAUUUUUGUUUGUAAGAUUGGAAUUAUUGGUGGUUCUGGCCUGGACGAUCCUGAUAUCUUGGAAGGAAGAACAGAAAAAUAUGUGGAUACUCCUUAUGGCAAGCCAUCAGAUGCUUUGAUUUUGGGCAAGAUAAAAAACGUUGACUGUGUGCUUCUAGCAAGGCAUGGAAGACAUCAUACUAUUAUGCCAACAAAUGUCAACUUCCGUGCCAACAUCUGGGCAUUGAAAGAAGAGCGUUGUACUCAUAUUUUAGUAACUACUGCCUGUGGUUCAUUAAGAGAAGAAAUACAGCCUGGAGAUAUUGUUAUGAUUGACCAGUUCAUUGACAGAACUAUGAAAAGACAUAACACUUUUUACGAUGGGUGCUAUUCCAGUCUUUCAGGAGUAUGCCAUAUUCCAAUGGCUGAACCAUUUUGCACCAAAACCAGAGAGGUUCUUAUGGAGGUUGCAAAGAAGCAUGGGAUCAAGUGCCACUCAAAGGGGACAGUGAUCACCAUUGAGGGGCCACGUUUCAGUUCUCGGGCAGAAAGCUUGAUGUUUCGCAAUUGGGGAGCUGAUGUUAUCAACAUGACCACAGUUCCUGAGGUAGUUCUUGCAAGAGAAGCUGGAAUCUGCUAUGCAAGUAUUGCUAUGGCAACGGAUUACGAUUGUUGGAAGGAGCAUGAAGAAGCCGUUUCAGUAGAUAAGGUUUUAAAGACUCUGAAAGAAAAUGCGAACAAGGCUACAAGCAUACUUCUUACGGCUAUACCUCAAAUAGGCUCGAUGGACUGGACAGAAACUCUGCAUAACAUGAAAUGUACUGUGCAGUGCUCUGUCAUGUUACCAAAACAUUGAAAGCAUGGAUGGACUCUGAAGAAAGGAGAGGAUCAGUCUUGAGCAUCUAUCAGUGACAAUAUUUUCAGGAAUUUGAUGUAAGCAUGAAAGAAUACAGUAAACCUUGCACUGGUCUAUUUCUUGUCUGCUAGUAAAAUAUCAUGCUAAAGGCGGUUGAAGAACUUAUCAAUAGCCUUGAAAUGUAUUGAUUGUAUGAACUGGUAGGGCAAUGGGAUAGGCAUUCCAUAAUAAAUUAUCAUAAGAUCUAGUACUUCUGUUCUUGAUUACAAACUGCAGAUUAAAAAGAGAAGUGCUUCAUUCACUUUUUGCUCAGUAAUAGCUAUUCAUUCCUGACCUGAAAGAAGGCAAGAGAAAAGGAGUGGUUAGCUUGUGUACUUUAUUGAUCACUUUAAAAAAAUUAAAACUUCAGAAAGUUAAAAAGACAGAACUGUUAGUUGCUUUGCUACCUCCUUUUUCUGAGAGCUAGCUAUCUUACCACAGAAAUGUAACUGAAGGACUAUUAGUUACUUAAAAAAUACGCUGCAGUAUUUUUAUAAUUUUUAUAUAUAUUUACCUGUAUGGAUUGUCACUGUUCUCUUAUGAAAAAAUUACUUUCUGAUUUGGACAUUUUAAACCCACAUUUUAAAAACAUGUCCAUUUGUGCUGCCCUACUGUUUCACCAUAAAUCAUUGUGUCAGCUGUUUUGCAGCAGCAAUAAUUUUGAGUACUUGUCACUGUUUUAAAUGUUUACUUGAUUGCAUGAGCAAGUCAGAAGACAAACAUUUAGAUUUGUGCCUGCAAUCGAUUGCAGACACAGAUUGUACAGAUAUAUAAAUAUUCCUGCAAAAUUUAAGUCUGGAUUUCAAUCUCUGUUUAAAAAAAUUAGACUAUUGAAAUGUUGUAAAAUUUCACAUUUCUCAAUUUUAGCUGAGCUAUGUGAGUUUAAGGAGGAAUGGUGGGCAUCAGGGGUCUGAACAAGAUUUCCUUGCAGCCACUGACUUCCAUUGUCUUCAUUGGAGUUGGCUCAGACCUUAAUUAAACUAAAACUGAAGUGACAAAUUGAACACAACAUCUUGGCCUGAUGCCACUGUCCAUUCUGUACACCAAGGGUAGCAUUAUCUGUUACGUUUGUUUACAGAAUUAUUUUUCUUUCAUUUUAUUCUGAUGUAUAGCUGCGUUAGUGAUGAAUGUAUCUCCUGUUGAUUGUAUCUCAUGCAUAUACUCAUGCACUCUGCAUCUUCUACUGCAUAUGCAGAAUAAAUGCAAUUUGCCUCAAGAAAAUAAUUUGCUGCUGCUUGUCAAAUAAACCAAAUGUAACCUCCUGCUUCUGUGAA